Messenger RNA from Schizosaccharomyces octosporus yFS286, 1060 nucleotides. Its product is annotated as U1 snRNP-associated protein Usp101. The record is from RefSeq and is a predicted model, not a curated record. The coding region runs from base 39 to 833 and encodes 264 amino acids. The transcript has a single exon. Lineage: Eukaryota; Fungi; Ascomycota; Schizosaccharomycetes; Schizosaccharomycetales; Schizosaccharomycetaceae. Gene Ontology annotation, biological process: mRNA splicing, via spliceosome. Gene Ontology annotation, cellular component: U2-type prespliceosome; U1 snRNP; precatalytic spliceosome. Gene Ontology annotation, molecular function: U1 snRNA binding; mRNA binding.
UAAGCUUACAAUCAGCAAAAUAAAGGAAUGCUAGGAAAAUGACUGAGAAACUACCAUCGACUGUAUUGGCAUUAUUUGCUCCUAGACCUCCUUUAAGAUAUUUACCUCCUACUGAUGCUCCGCCAGAAAAGCGUUCAACUCCUCACCUUUCUGGAGUUGCAAAAUAUUUGCAACUAGCGAAGACGUAUAAUGAUGAUUAUCAGCCUACGGAGACUCUAGAGGAGAGUAGGAUUCGUCGUAAGGAAGAAAGAAAACUAAAGCAACGUGAAAGAUUGCGAUCGAUGACCCGACAAUGGAACCCUGAUGAUGACCGACAUGUUAUCGGUGAUCCCUACAAAACCUUGUUUAUUGGGAGAUUGAGCUACGCUACAAGGGAAGGAGACAUCGAAAAAGAACUUAUACGUUACGGUCCAAUUGAAAGAGUUCGCGUCGUUAGGGAUAAAAGUACCGGAAAGUCAAGAGGAUACGCAUUUGUGGUUUUUGAACGAGAACGUGAUCUUAAGGCUGCUUAUCGAGCUGCAGAUGGGUUGAUACUACAAGGAAGAAGGAUUGUUAUUGACGUUGAACGCGGUCGUACUGUGAAAGGUUGGUUGCCUCGAAAACUAGGAGGUGGUUUAGGCGGUAGACACUACACUAAAGAACGCCCACCUCGUGAACGGGGAUCAAGAUAUAGAGGAGAAAGCGGUUUUCGUGGAGGAUACCGUGGUUUUCGAGGCGGUCCUCCUCCCACUGGCUCUUCGUUGUCUUCAAGAAUGUCAGGCUCUCGUUCUUCUCGCACAGCAGGUUUGGGUUAUGAAAGGCGUGAUUCUUUUCCAAAACGCAGGAGAUACUAAUAGCAAUCUAAUUUCGACUGGAUAUAAAUCGGUGAAGCAUAACGCCAUUACCUACUAUUCCAUUCCUGACAUGAUUCAUAAUGACUAUAUAACCUAUAAUGAAGUUUUGCAUAUCUUCUUUCUUUAAUCUGUUUAAAAUUUAGUUAGAAUCAACUUAAAAAUGCGUCCAUAGUACUUUUCAUAUAAGAAAUUACAAGGUACUGCCGAUUUUAUUCUCUGCUCAUGAA